AUAAAAGACAUAGAUUGUUGUUGUUGAGGAAUGUUGAUCGAUUUGUUUGUUCAAUGCAUAAUUUUUAACUUUUAAUUUCACCUCAUUCCGGCGACGGCGGCACUAACGGUUUCACCUCAUUCCGGCGACGGCGGCACUAACGAUUUCACCUCAAUCCGUCGGCACUAACGAUUUCACACUGCGUAGGGCAACGAUUGAACCAAAAAUUGCACCACAACACAGUUCAUAUGUUGUUGACAACUUCAAUUCAAGCGAGUGAGUGAAAUGGGCGAGAUUUCAAGUUCAGGUUACAAGGAUUACGUCGCUGGCUUGCUCGCUGGAGUUUCCGCUGUAGCCACUGGUCACCCCUUUGAUACCGUUAAGGUGAAGCUGCAGAAGCACAACGCCGAACCACAUCUAGUUCAGUACAGAAAUGGAUUGCAUUGCACUGCUAGGAUAUUCAAGACUGAAGGAAUCAAAGGAUUUUAUAGAGGAGCAACGUCAUCUUUUGCUGGGAUGGCUUUGGAAGGAUCUCUCUUUUUUGGCAUUUAUUCCCAGACAAAACAGUACCUUCAGGGGGGCGUUCAAAACGGUGCGCCACGGCCUCAAGUGAUAAUACCAUCUGCAGCUCUUAGUGGUGCCAUCAAUAGUUUUGUGUUGGGUCCAACAGAACUGAUAAAGUGUAGGAUGCAGAUCCAAGGCCCUGACUCUUUAGUUCUGAUGUCGAGUAGAUACAGUAGUCCUCUUGAUUGUGCCACUAAAACUUUAAAAACUGAAGGGGUAAAAGGAAUUUUUCGUGGAAGUGUUACGACAUUGCUUAGAGAAUCUAUAGGGAAUGCUACUUUUUUCAGUGUAUAUGAAUAUACGCGUUAUCACAUGCAUUCACAUAUCAAACCCGCUUCAUCCAAUUAUGGCAACCUGAUUGAAAUGGGGAUCGGGGUUGUUACGGGUGGCGUUAGCGGCGUGGCUUUUUGGUUGGUAGCUAUGCCUAUCGACGUGGCAAAGACUCUAAUUCAGACAAAUCCUGAUAAAAACUGUCAGACAAAUCCGUUUAUGGUUUUGAGUUCUAUCUACAAGAGGACUGGUUUUAAGGGGUGCUAUACAGGUCUGGGCCCCACAUUAAGUCGGGCGUUUCCGGCUAAUGCAGCAACAAUUGUCACCUGGGAGCUAGCAAUGAAAAUGCUAGGCAUCAGGCAGGACUAAGAUAAUACAAUAAAGCUAGAACAAAGUUGGAUGAAGAGAGGAAUGUUUAUAAUGAAUUGCAUUUGAAGAUCUUCAAAUUUUGAUUUAUUUUUGUCUUAAUUAUUUUACAUGUGGACAGCAUUCAUUAUUGCAUUUGAAGCAGUUUGUUGCUGCUGAAUUUUGAUACUAGGGAGCUUGGUUAAGGAACUUGGAAGUUGGAACAAGAGGCUUUAUCAACGGUCACUUCUGCAUGUAUUUUUUUUGUCCGUCAUUCUUAUAGAUAGAUAAUUUCUUUUAGUGGACUGAAUUUAUUUUUAAUUCGUAUAUAUGAAUCACACAUUAUCUAAAAGACCACUCAUUAUCUGUUUCGGUUGUAAAACAUAUAUAAAUCAGUGAAAUUUUCUAGUAAAAUUCAAGGGUUUUAGGCUUUGAUUUAUAGCUGAUAGUGGGUAGCUGAUGACUUAUAGCUGAUAGUUGGUAACUGAUAGUGAUAGUUGAUAGCUGAUAGUUUAUAAUUGAUAGUCGGUAGCUGAUGACUUAUGGCUGAUAGUUGGUAGCUGAUAGUUUAUAACUGAUGAUUGAUAGCUGACAAGUUAAUUUGAGUAUUUGAUAAAUUACCUGUUACACUAGUUGAUAGAUACAAAAUGAUAUAAAAGGAUAUUUUUAAUUAAAAAUUGGUGGUUCAUUAUCUUA
Messenger RNA from Vicia villosa (hairy vetch), 1854 nucleotides. RefSeq names its product mitochondrial arginine transporter BAC1. The record is from RefSeq and is a predicted model, not a curated record. Lineage: Eukaryota; Viridiplantae; Streptophyta; Magnoliopsida; Fabales; Fabaceae. The transcript has 9 exons. Gene Ontology annotation, molecular function: L-ornithine transmembrane transporter activity. Gene Ontology annotation, biological process: mitochondrial L-ornithine transmembrane transport. The coding region runs from base 265 to 1182 and encodes 305 amino acids.